Molecule: messenger RNA, 2870 nt
Organism: Bacillus rossius redtenbacheri
Lineage: Eukaryota; Metazoa; Arthropoda; Insecta; Phasmatodea; Bacillidae
Product: S-adenosyl-L-methionine-dependent tRNA 4-demethylwyosine synthase TYW1-like
Exons: 13
Coding region: 256-2379 (707 amino acids)
Biological process (GO): wybutosine biosynthetic process
Molecular function (GO): 4 iron, 4 sulfur cluster binding; FMN binding; catalytic activity
Source: RefSeq, a predicted model, not a curated record
AUGGUAAAAUCUUUCAGUAGGAAGGGAGCUUUUUAUUUAUUUAUUUAUUUAUAUAUUCGGGUGCCAUGGCGAAGACCGUGUUUGUCACGUAGGCACAGUUGUGUACUAUAGUUGUGCAUUUGCCGUGUCCGUAUAAAAUGCUGUAAUAAAACACGUAAACUACCCUUAAAAAGACGGAUGCAGAAAUGUGUGUGGUGUCUUGUCCUUCCGUAAAUACUUAUUAGUGAGGCGUCGUGGAACGCAGGAGCCGGGGAGAUGUUGUGCCUCGGGGUGCCCAUGGUGGGAACGCUGUUCCUGCCCAUGCUGCUGACGGUGGCGGCAGUAUUUGUGCUGUGGGCGUGGUCGUUCCGCAAGCAGACCGUGGCGGUGGGUCCCCCCUCGUCCCUGGAGCCUGCUGACCUGCCCCUCCAGCCGGCCGAGGCUGUCCGAGUGAGCGCCGCGACAAAGAAGAAGAAGACGUGCGGGAAGAGUGGCAAGUGCUGCAGCAGUAAGGCGGGAAAGCAGAAGUGCCGCACGCUAGACGGCACCAUUGAAGUCGUGAAGGUUUUCUUUGCCACACACACUGGGAAGUCAAAGCUGUUUAGUGUAAAGCUGGCCAAAAGUGCAGAGGCACGCUCGCUGCCGACUGAGUUGAUAGACUUGGCGACGUACGAACCCGAAGACAAGCUUCCCGAGGAGGCAUCCGGCAGAUCGCUGUGUGUGUUUAUCCUGCCGACGUAUGCGGAGGGCAAGCCCCCGGAGUCUGCCGAGUGGUUCCACAAGUGGAUCUCGGAGGCCGCGACCGACUUCCGAGUUGAGCGAGAGCUGCUGAAAGGCAUGAAGUACGCCGUUUUCGGGCUGGGGAAUUCUCAGUAUGCCGAACAUUUCAACCAGGUGGCGCGGCAGGUGGACCGCUGGCUGCACAAGCUGCGGGCGACGCGCGUCGCCAAGCUCGGCCUGGGGGACGAGGACACGGCGACCAGCCGGCACGGCAGCGUGGAGGCGGACUUCGACGGCUGGAGCGACGACCUCAUGGGCUGCGUGGACAAGUGGCGAGGCUCCUCCCCGAGUGCCGAGGCGGCGUCGUGCUCGUCGCAGAGCGACUCGGACAGCAGCGAGGCGGAGCCGGCCAGCCCCGUGCUGGACCUGGAGGAGCUCGGCAGCUACGGGGCGGGGCUGCGUUCGGCUCGGCGCCGGCUCCAGGGGGAGGAGGAGGAGGAGGAGGAGGAGGAGGAGGGCGAGGGGCCAGGUGCCCCCCGCCCCAUGGUCACCCCGCAGGUGCGGGAGUCGCUCACCAAGCAGGGCUACAAGCUCAUCGGCUCGCACUCUGCCGUCAAGCUGUGCCGCUGGACCAAGUCAAUGCUGCGUGGCCGGGGCGGCUGUUACAAGCACACCUUCUACGGCAUCGAGAGCCACCGCUGCAUGGAGGCCACGCCCAGCCUGGCGUGCGCCAACAAGUGCGUGUUCUGCUGGCGCCACCACUCCAACCCCGUGGGCACCGAGUGGCGCUGGCAGAUGGACCAGCCCGAAGACAUCCUGCAGGAGGCCCUCGACAGUCACUACCGGAUGAUCAACCAGUUCAAAGGUGUCCCCGGGGUGCAGCCGGAGCGUCUGGCAGAGGGCCUGCGUGCUCGCCACUGCGCACUGUCCCUGGUGGGCGAGCCCAUCAUGUACCCCGAGAUCAACCGCUUCGUGAAGCUGUUGCAUUCCAGAGGAAUAUCGUCCUUCCUUGUCACCAACGCCCAGUUCCCGGAGGCCAUGCGGGAGAUGAGCCCUGUGACGCAGCUGUACGUGAGCGUGGACGCCAGCUCCAAGGACAGCCUGAAGAAGAUCGACAGGCCCUUGUUCAAGGACUUCUGGGAGAGGUUCGUGGACAGUCUCAGGGCGCUUGCCGAGAAGGGACAGAGGACGGUGUACCGCCUCACGCUCGUCAAGGCGUGGAACGUGGAUGAGCUGGAAGGCUAUGCCGAACUGGUGCGGGUCGGGAGGCCAGACUUCAUCGAGGUGAAGGGAGUCACCUUCUGCGGGACUUCCAAAGCCAGCAACUUGACUAUGGAGAACGUUCCUUGGCACAAAGAGGUAGUGAGUUUUGUCCAGAAGCUGGCAGACUUCCUCGAUGACUACGAGAUUGCCUCGGAACACGAGCACUCGAACUGUGUCCUCCUUGCUCACAAGAAGUUCAAGAUAGAAGGGCAGUGGCACACAUGGAUUGACUACGAUAAGUUCCUUGGACUUGUUAACAAGUUCUACUCUAGCGACAGGGAGUCGAACUUCACUGCACUUGAUUAUAUGGCUAAAACUCCCAACUGGGCAGUGUUCGGAUCCAGUUGUCGAGGUUUUGACCCAGUGGAGACGCGUUGGCAUCGAAAAACGUCCAGCAAAGAUGUAUCUGGCUGCUAGUGUAGGAAGAUUUGAAACAGAUGUGUUUUUACUUGAUCCAAACUGCAAUUGGGCAUCCUCUUCGCCAUCUCUUGUAUCCUGUUUCCGAUGGGUGGUGGCUUGUUCAGGAUUCGCUCCAGGUCCCGGGGGUUGGCCUCGGCCAGGGCCUGGAAGCUGGUCUUCCCGGCAGCCACGAGCAGCGCGGACAGGUUGGGGCCAAUGCGGUCGAACUGGCGCGACACGUAGGGGGAGUUUUCCCACAGCCGCCGGCGGAAGCACUUGGAUAGCAGCAGGGUGCUGAGGAGGCUCGAGAAGUGUUGGCGAACCUGUUUCAGCUGUAACAAGCACUUCACCAGACGCUCGCCAAUGCGCACUAUCUUCAUCAUGUCCUGGCUCAGGGAGAUGUCUGGGACCGGGAGGCACCCGAACACCGCCUGCGCGAGGCAGUUCACCUUCAUUUCGCGGGUCUUGAUAUUUCCUUGCAGCGGGAACCUGAUGCCCUCUUUCUUCUU